AUGGAAAAAAUUGCAGCUAGUGGACGUAAACGUAAAAAACGUACAUCUAUUGAAGUUAGUAUAAAACAAUCACUUGAAUUACACUUUGCACGUAAUCCUAAACCAGCUGCACAAGAUAUAACACAAUUAGCUGAUCAAUUACAACUUGAAAAAGAAGUUGUACGUGUAUGGUUUUGUAAUCGACGACAAAAAGAAAAACGUGUUACACCACCAUUAGGAAAUGGUACAGCAUCAGCAUCAAAUCAUCAUCUUCAUCAUCAUCAUACGAAUAGUUCAAGUCCAUCAUCGACACCAACAGGAACAACAGGAGAUUAUUAUGAAUAUCAUUAUCCAACACAUUUGUAA
Molecule: messenger RNA, 345 nt
Organism: Rotaria sordida
Lineage: Eukaryota; Metazoa; Rotifera; Eurotatoria; Philodinida; Philodinidae
Source: the annotation of a GenBank genome assembly